UUGUCAUAGGUUAACAUUGGGUUAACAUAACCGAUCUUGUUCGUACAUUCGGCCGGGCCGGUUUCUUAUCAUUCUAUUCUAUUUGACUGGAAAUUACGAGUAUGUCGUCGACGAAGAGUGGCGUGGUGUAUCUACUGCUGGCAAUUGGAGCGAUCGUGGCCACCGCUGAUCUCGAGAGCGUCAACGACGACGAACUACUGAAUCUUAUUAGAACCGAGAAAUACGUGGUCGUCCUGUUCACUAAAAGGGAUUGCGAUGCUUGUGACGAUUGGGAGAAUGAGCUGUUCGGUUUGAGGGAAGAUUUGGUCGAUUCAUUGGGAUCAUGGGUUGUCAAGGCACCCAACAGCCAGAUGACCAGAUUGUACAGUCCAAGCAAGGAACCGGUGCUGGUCUUUUUCAGGCAUGGAGUGCCUUUGCUGUACGAUGGUCCGAUGAACGAUGAGUUGAUCUUGCACACUUUCACUCAGAAUAUGGAGCCACUGGUGAAGGAGCUGAACGAUGAAACCUUUGAGCAUCUCACUCAGGUGGCUACAGGUGCCACAACUGGGGAUUGGUUUGUCAUGUUCUAUACGAAUGAUUGCGUGGACUGCCAAAGGUUCCAGGCACAAUGGGAGGCGGUCGGUGCUCAAUUAAAGUCGCGUUUGAAUGUGGCACGAGUGAACAGAGGAAGCAGCGGCGCCGCUACCGCACGUCGUUUCGACGUUUUCCAUGUACCCGCGUUCGUUCUGUUCCGGCAGGGAAAGAUGUACAAAUAUAACAUACACAAGUACGAUGUGCCGACGUUCGUGUCGUUCGCUCGUGAUUGGUACAAGAAUGUGAAGGCGGAGCGAGUGCCCCUCCCAAAAACCCCAUUCGAUGAUUUGACCGCGAUGAUCGCCGAUUAUCUGAGAAGCAACCCCUGGCUGUUUAUGGUUGGCAUGUUCACGUUCGUGGCCGGUCUGAUUGUCUCCCUGGUCAUGAAAUGUAAACAAUCCAAGAAGGCUAAGGAAACAAACAAGUCCAAGAAAAAGUAAGACAGGAUGAGACCUUUCCUACCUCUCUCCUCUCUCUCUCUCCCACAUCCACGUUUCUCCUCUUCUUCUUCCAUUUGUCAUUUCCCCCCCUUUUUUUAUUUUCAUACAGAAAGUAGAUCACACGAAUAUAUCUGGAAAUAAGAAAUAUAAAAAACUUUCUAUUACUAAUAAAAAUUGAAAAGAAAUCAAGAUUUCUGCACCAUUCUCUCUCAUAUUCCACAUUAAUAAUAAUAAAUAAAUAAAAUAAUGAGCAAUCUUUAUUCCCCAAUUGGA
Messenger RNA from Nicrophorus vespilloides, 1286 nucleotides. RefSeq names its product thioredoxin domain-containing protein. The transcript has 6 exons. Lineage: Eukaryota; Metazoa; Arthropoda; Insecta; Coleoptera; Silphidae. The record is from RefSeq and is a predicted model, not a curated record. The coding region runs from base 102 to 1013 and encodes 303 amino acids.